This is a messenger RNA of Aspergillus clavatus NRRL 1, 492 nucleotides long. Its product is annotated as peptidylprolyl isomerase. Gene Ontology annotation, molecular function: peptidyl-prolyl cis-trans isomerase activity. The transcript has 4 exons. Bases 1 to 492 code for a protein of 163 amino acids. Gene Ontology annotation, biological process: protein folding; protein peptidyl-prolyl isomerization. NCBI's taxonomy places the organism in Eukaryota, Fungi, Ascomycota, Eurotiomycetes, Eurotiales, Aspergillaceae. The record is from RefSeq and is a predicted model, not a curated record.
AUGGGUGUCAAGACUUUCUUCGAUAUUGCCAUUGAUGGCGCCCCCGCUGGCCGCAUCACCUUCAACCUCUUCGAUGAUGUUGUCCCCAAGACCGCCGAGAACUUCCGCGCUCUCUGCACCGGCGAGAAGGGCUUCGGCUACAAGGGCUCUGCCUUCCACCGUGUCAUCCCCCAGUUCAUGCUCCAGGGUGGUGACUUCACCCGUGGCAACGGCACUGGUGGCAAGUCCAUCUACGGCGAGAAGUUCGCCGAUGAGAACUUCACCCUGAAGCACAACAAGCCCGGUCUGCUCUCCAUGGCCAACGCUGGCAAGAACACCAACGGCUCCCAGUUCUUCAUCACCACCGUCGUUACAUCGUGGCUCGAUGGCGCUCACGUCGUCUUCGGCGAGGUUGAGGACGGCAUGGACCUCGUCAAGAAGAUCGAGGGUCUUGGCACCUCGUCUGGCACUACCAAGAAGAAGAUCGUCAUUGAGAACUGCGGCCAGCUGUAA